Atta colombica is the source of this 574-nucleotide messenger RNA. RefSeq lists its product as uncharacterized. The transcript is spliced from 3 exons. The record is from RefSeq and is a predicted model, not a curated record. The coding region runs from base 90 to 452 and encodes 120 amino acids. Lineage: Eukaryota; Metazoa; Arthropoda; Insecta; Hymenoptera; Formicidae.
GCGAUAUCAGGAUAGAUUCGAAUCUACGCGUAUCAUUCGUGUAAAUCGGAUAAACGGAGAGUUUAUAAUUUCUGGGUGGGUAAAAAAAAAUGUGGAAGGGAACACUAUUUAAAAGAAGAACUCCGCAAUGUUAUCGCAUCAAUUGUUCAGAGAGCUUCAAUGGAGUUACAGCUACUGCUAAUUAUAAGUUCUCCGAGAAAAUAAAAUAUCUCAAGCUAUUACGUUCCAAUUCAGGCGUGCAAGAAACACAUUUUCUCAAACAUCGUCUAGGAUAUCUUCGAAAUCUCGCUACAUGCCGUAUCUCGAUGAGGAAAUAUGCAUUGACAUCUACAGCGUACAAAUUCCUGGAUAUUGGAAUCGUUGUGAGAUCUACAUUUCAUGUGCAAAUUGCGAUUGGCGAUAAUCAAGGCAAUCACAUGUUCAUACCUCAUGCGAGAGGUAUGAACAUGUGAUUGCCUUGCAAAUAUCGAGCGAUUAAUGUAGUCAGUCCCAUUAUCAUUAUCGAUUCAAAAUCUAAAUGUGGAACUUGUUAAAAUAUAUGAUACGAAUAACGAAAUGAAAUUAACAUUAAAUG